AUGGCUCCUGUAACAAGCUCCGAUGUUCUCGAGUAUGAAAAAUCCAUCUUUGAUGCUGGACUCCACUUUGCUCGACCUUUUUUCACAUUUCAGUCAUCAGAAUGGGAGCCUAUGGCCAAGGAUGUACUGUCGGCAACCUCGUGGGGCUACAUCCACGGCAACUGCGGAGCUGGCUCAACCUAUCAAAACAAUCUCACCUCCUUCACACGCUGGUCCAUUGUGCCUAGACGCUUGGUGCCUAGCCGAAAGGAUGAUGCUGGCAACGAGAGGUUUUCCGAUACCACGACGACGGUUCUCGGUCAAACCCUGCCCUUCCCAGUUGCUAUUGCGCCGAUUGGUGUGCAAAAGAUCUUCAAUCCCGAGGGAGAGGCUGCUACUUCCCGAGCCACUGCCUCCCUUGGCAUCCCAUACAUCCUGAGUACGGCGUCAAGCACAAGCAUCGAGGAUGUGGCAUCCGCAAACGGCGCAGGUGCUCCCAGGUGGUACCAACUUUACUGGCCAAGCCGUGAGCAUGACGAUAUCACCAUCUCCCUCUUGAAGCGGGCCAAGGCUGCUGGCUACACUGCAUUGUUCGUCACACUCGAUACUUAUGUGCUUGGAUGGCGUCCCAGUGAUCUGGACAAUGGAUACAACCCAUUCAUCCACCCAGAUCAUAUCGGCGUGGAAAUUGGGUUGACAGAUCCUGUCUUCCAAAAGCAGUUCAAAGAAAAGCAUGGAUACGACAUCUCUAGCGCCCCUAGUGGCGUGUACCAGUCAGCUCAAGGCGGAACAACCGGAGCCAGCCUUGGCCCGGCAGCCCGAGAAUGGGCCAAAAUUGUAUUCCCCGGACACUCACACUCUUGGGAAGACGUUGAGUUUCUCAAGAAGCACUGGGAUGGACCUAUUGUUCUCAGGGGCAUUCAGAGUGUGCACGAUGCUAAGAAAUGCGUUGAAGUGGGCGUCCAAGGAAUUGUUGUGAGCAACCAUGGCGGAAGACAGCAGGAUGGUGGAGCCAGCAGCUUGGGAAUGCUGCCGAAGAUUGUUGAUGCUGUUGGAGAUAAGAUCGAUGUCAUCUUUGACAGUGGUAUCAGAUGUGGUGCUGAUAUCAUCAAGGCAAUCGCUCUGGGGGCCAAGUGUGUUCUGGUCGGUCGACCCUAUGCGUAUGGGUUGGCACUAGGAGGAGAAGAGGGAGUCAGACAUGUGCUUCGAGCCAUGUGUGGUGAUUUGACCAUGAACAUGCACCUUGCAGGUCUCCGUGACAUACAUGAAGUUACCAGGGAUAUCUUGGUCAAGGAGUCGGAUCUUGUCUAA
Molecule: messenger RNA, 1290 nt
Organism: Fusarium keratoplasticum
Lineage: Eukaryota; Fungi; Ascomycota; Sordariomycetes; Hypocreales; Nectriaceae
Exons: 1
Coding region: 1-1290 (429 amino acids)
Molecular function (GO): oxidoreductase activity; FMN binding
Source: RefSeq, a predicted model, not a curated record